Meriones unguiculatus (Mongolian gerbil) is the source of this 206-nucleotide messenger RNA. Its product is annotated as large ribosomal subunit protein eL39-like. Bases 1 to 192 code for a protein of 63 amino acids. The transcript has a single exon. Gene Ontology annotation, biological process: translation. The record is from RefSeq and is a predicted model, not a curated record. Gene Ontology annotation, cellular component: ribosome; cytosolic large ribosomal subunit. Gene Ontology annotation, molecular function: structural constituent of ribosome. Lineage: Eukaryota; Metazoa; Chordata; Mammalia; Rodentia; Muridae.
AUGCCCGCUCUUCGCCUUUCCUCCUCCAUCGUGAGCGUGUCUUCUCACAAGACUUUGCAAAUCAAGCGAUUCCUGACCAAGAAACAAAAGCAGAAUCAUCCUAUUCCUCAAUGGACUCAGAUGAAAACUGGUAACAAAAUCAGGUACAACUCCAAGAGAAGACACUGGAGGAGAACAAAGCUGGGUCUGUAAGGAUUCACACAAUG